Molecule: messenger RNA, 1961 nt
Organism: Oldenlandia corymbosa var. corymbosa
Lineage: Eukaryota; Viridiplantae; Streptophyta; Magnoliopsida; Gentianales; Rubiaceae
Source: the annotation of a GenBank genome assembly
GGGAAAACACAUACAGAUGCAGUGUGUAAGUUCAAAAGGGCACAAAUCAGUCCACUUGCUUGCUCUCAAGUGUUUGUCACCAAAGAAAUUAUAGGCCUCCAUAUAAAAAAAAAAAAAAAAGAAGGGAAGAAAAAAGUAAGAACAACAACAAACAACGUUGUUCAAAUCCGAAGGAUUGUUAAAUUGAAUUUUGAAUUGAUGGCUGGUUUGCAAAGAUCUGCGGUUUCAUUCCGGCGGCAAGGUUCAUCUGGGCUAGUUUGGGACGACAAGCUAAUCCAAGCUGAAUUGAUGAAUCAAGCCGCCGCCGCCGCGGCGGCGAAUCAGAGGGAAGAAGACUCCGCCGGAGCCGGCGGCGAGGCCACUAAAAGCAAGUCUCAAGAUGAAAUUGUGCAAGCAGGAGGCGGGCAAGAUGUUAAAGAAGAGAUUUCCAAAGCUUCACCGAGACCCGCCGGAUCGAUGGAGAGAAGCCGAUCCACCGGAGGUGGAAGGGGAUAUCGCACCGGCAGGGUGUCUCCGGCAAUUGAACCGCCGUCUCCUAAGGUUUCAGCAUGUGGGUUCUGCAGUGCUUUCGGGAAACAGCAAGAUAAAUCUCGCCGCCGACCUCCCAAGCACGCCGGUAAGCGUACUAUGUGAUCGGAGAUCCCAAUGCUAUCCGGAAUUAAAGAAAGAUGUUAUCCCGGUGACCAUGUUGGAUAUUCCGGUAGGCGCAUAAAGUAUAUUCCUUUAUGGGUUUAGGUUGUUAUUAGUAGCUUGUAGUCUUCGACUCGUCGGUGGUCAGAUGUCGGAAAGUGUUCAUCACUGAGGUGUCAGAAUUUUGGAGUCAAAAGCUAAAAACACAGUCUUAUGUGUAUGUUUCUUUGUCAUUUUUUUUUCCUUUUAUUUUCUGGACCCGUUUUGAUGUUGGGGGAUAUGAUUUUGUUGCCUUUUUCUGGAUGUAAUUUGUGAAUAUUUUGGGAGGAGUAAUUUUUUAUUUCGCUCUUUAAUGUACAAAUUUACAAAGCAUAUCUGUCUGAAUUUAGAAUCUUUUGCUUUCCGUAAAAGAACUGUUUGUUUGUUCUAGCUAGAGUGAUAGUAUAUGGAAAUAUGGUCUGAAGCAAAAAGAAAAAGGCAACCUUGGGGCCUUAACCACUCUAGAUCUCCUAAAGAUUCGAUUUUAUGGUUCAGUUUGAAGAUGGACUUUGAAUGAAAUUCCCGCUGAGAAGCUAACCUUAACCAGCUCCAGGUGAAGUGGUUUAGCUCUGAAGAAAGUAGGAUGUACUUUUAGCACCAAUGAUUAUGGUGAUUUUUUUCCUGAUAGAGGGUUGCUGGAAAGUUGAUUCUAAUCAUUCCAUCACAAGAUAUACAAUAUCUUCCAGCCUGUUGCCGCAUAAAUUUUCACCUGAGGCAAUUUAGGGAUCAGUUUGCUGAUUUUCUGUUGAAUCCUUCAACCUGAUCAAAGACACUCUUUGGUAAAGCAUAUAGAGGAGUAUAGGAUUUUGCUGGUUGAACGUCCAAAGCUCAUCAGAAACUGAAAAACACAACACUUGUCAUCCCAUCUCUGCAUUAGGUGAGAAUGAUUAAUGUGUUGAAACUUUUGUCAAAUUUGUCCACAUGUUUUUACAAAUUGAUCAGGUAAGUAAACAGCAAAAAGACCCUGGCCAGACCUUGCUGAUUCAAGUAUUAAUUGCACGAACUCCGCAUUGAUGGGGUAGUUAGAUAAUCAGAGCUCAAGUAUCAUCAUCUGACAGCAUUUUCAGAAUACCUUUCGCUCAGAUGAGGUUAUCAUAAUUCAUUCAUGUACAAACAUACAAGUUUCUGAUAUGACACCAUAACGGCCGACUUUAUCUAGUUUAAGGUGACACUUCUCAAUUUCAGAUGCUUGUUAAAAUUGAUUUAGUUCCUACUGAAGAAUCUUUUGUUCUUUUUCCCUAAACGAAGUAUCAAAUUAUUUUUUUUAUCUUGCUAUCUCUUAGCUGCACGCA